Cyphellophora attinorum is the source of this 2004-nucleotide messenger RNA. Its product is annotated as Isobutyryl-CoA dehydrogenase, mitochondrial. The record is from RefSeq and is a predicted model, not a curated record. Bases 1 to 2004 code for a protein of 667 amino acids. NCBI's taxonomy places the organism in Eukaryota, Fungi, Ascomycota, Eurotiomycetes, Chaetothyriales, Cyphellophoraceae. Gene Ontology annotation, molecular function: oxidoreductase activity, acting on the CH-CH group of donors. The transcript is spliced from 5 exons.
AUGGAUUACGAAUGGGCUUUGGAGCGACUACGCUCGAUGUGUGUCAGGACGGGGGGACCGGGACCUGCAGGUUUGAGUGUGCUGCUUGUUCCGCUCAAGAAUCAGCAAGGAGUCAGUAUGCGGAAAAUGACUACGAGUGGUGGAACAGCCAGCGGGAGCACAUACAUUGAGCUCGAGGACGUGAAGGUUCCGGUAGAGAACUUGUUAGGUAGGGAAGGUCAAGGUAUGAGAUACAUUAUGACCAACUUCAACCACGAGCGCUUGAAUAUUGCCAUCCUUGUGGCGACUCAAGCUCGUGUUGCCUUGUCUCUGGCUUUCGAGUGGGUCAUGAAGCGGGAAGCCUUCGGACAGCCACUAAUUAUGCAGCCUGUUGUUCGUCACAGGCUUGCGAAGGCCGGAGCUGAGUUGGAGUCCUUGUGGGCUUGGAUUGAAUCGUUCGCAUACCAGAUGUCCCGCAUGAACAAGCGGGAUGCAGACGCAAAGCUCGGCGGGUCGACGGCUCUCGCCAAGGCAAGAGCAGGCCUUGUACUUAACGAAUGCGCUCAAUGCGCUCAACUACUGUUUGGAGGUAAUGGCUAUACCGAAUCUGGACAGGGGGAAGUCAUAUCAAGAAUCGCUCGUGAGAUUGCGGGCGCGAGAGUCCCUGGAGGAAGUGAGGAUGUCCUUUUCGAUUUGGCUAUCAGGGAGCUGUACAAGCAUUACCGCCGUGCGACUCAGGCAAAGGCGAAGAUGUUCUUCGUGUACACCGAGUGCGACAUCAAUGCCGCCUACUCAGAUAUCGGCAAUUCCGUCAUGGACGAUCUCGAUACCUGCAUGAAUGCAUGCGCCGAGAAAGGAUCGGACGAAGACACGGACCCUUGUCAAGCGGUGGCCUGGAAUGUGGCAGGGAGCAGAUGCUACUUGAAGGGAAGAGGAAUAACAGCACAGAACACGACAAAAUCCGUGGGAACCAUAAUGGCGUUUUCGGACCCGACAGUAUGGGCGAAUGCCAAGGGCGGCUGUGGCUACAACAACAAUUCAAUUGUAACAAACACAAGAGAACAGCAGUUUCAAGUACUGUGCGAUACACGGUAUAAAGGCGAUAACUAUGAUUCUACGAUCCGCGCCAGCUAUCCGGCCAAGCACACCGAAACUCUCGAGGAAUGCCUGGAAUACUGCUCUGAUGGGGACCCAUUCUGUUGGGGUGUACUCUUCAGUCCUACAAUGGAAGGGGGCUACCGCAAUUGUUGGGCCAAAAAUGCUAAUGCAACCCUUCACAAAGGAACAUGGGUCCCGCAGACAAACCAGAUCACUGCUUACGCUUACGAGGCAAUCAACACGACCUGCGCCGGCUCGUCUUACACGACUCCUAGUGGUGCCGUAUUCAACACAAGCUGUGAUCAUACCGGAGACUCGCCUGAUCUACAGCGAGUUCAUGCGGACAGCUUCGAGCACUGCCAAGAUCUGUGUGCCGACUACAAGCCGGACAGCGGCAAUGCGGCUUGUAAGGGAGUUGUUUACCAGCCAAGCGCUCGUGACGGCUGGCUAAAUUGCUAUCUGAAGUAUGGCCUUACCAACAUCACCGCUCAAGGCGAAUGGCAUACCGCUGUCCUAGCUUCCAGUUCAUCCGACACAGGAUCAUCGUCCUCGUCAAGUAAGGCUUGGAUCGCAGGACCUGUAGUUGGAGGUAUUGCGAUCAUCGCCAUCAUUGCUGGUGUCUUGUUCUGGCGCCGGAGGCGAUCAAGGCGAAACUACCCUCAGCAGUCUUCACAGGAGCGGGUGGAAUCCGAGCCUUUCAAGCAGCAGUAUCCACUUCAGGACAAUCAUGCUCAGCACAAUAGCGACGGAAGUCCCUUUUUGAGCCCUUCCGCGGGCGGCGACAGCUACUAUCCGCCAGCCAAGUACGAUUAUGCGCCACCAACGUCACGCCAGACAGGCCCGGCGGAAAUGAGCACAGGCUCGACGAUGGAAGCUGCCGAGCUUCCCACGGGCCAAGGACCGCGACACGAGCUGCCCACUUCAUGA